Molecule: messenger RNA, 713 nt
Organism: Sorghum bicolor (sorghum)
Lineage: Eukaryota; Viridiplantae; Streptophyta; Magnoliopsida; Poales; Poaceae
Exons: 1
Coding region: 76-504 (142 amino acids)
Source: RefSeq, a predicted model, not a curated record
UUCACACAAAACCACUUCAUCACAGUUGCCGCUACUCACAGCUCCAUUCGUAGAAGCAGAGAUAGCAAAGAAACAAUGGCGUCCCAGGCCCUUGAGUGCCACCAUGCGGGUGCAGAGGUCUUCACCGGAGACGCCACAUGCAGGAACAUGUCUGUGAAGCUGCUGGAGGAGCUCGGCCUCCCCAUGGGCCUCCUUCCACUGGAGGACAUCCAGGAGUUCAGGUACAACCGUGACUCGGGCUUCCUUCGGCUGGUGCAGGCAAAGAAUAUUGAGCACACCUUCAAGAAAAUCAUGCAGAAGGUGUCGUACGACGCCGAGGUCACGGCAUUCGUCGAUAAUGGAAAGCUGAGGAAUAUCACUGGCAUAAAGACCAACGCAAUGAUGCUCUGGAUUAGCAUCAAUGAGGUUUACGUCCCAGAGGCCUCACCAGAGAAGGUCACCUUCAAGUCCAGCAACGGCCUCUCCAGGACCUUCAAUGCCACUGCCUUUGCUCUUGGGGAAUGAGGGAUCACAAAAUGAAACAGAAAAUUAUGGGCACGUCAAAUCCUCAGCCAGUUUAAUGUUAAAAACAACCAUGCUCCAUAUAUGAUCUUUUGAAAACAAUAAAUCUGUAUAUUUGAUUUUAUUGUUGGCUCUGUAUGUUUUUUCUCCUUUACCAUUUUCUCUGAAUAAUGAUGUUCUUUAUUGAAUAUAAACUGUAAAAGGAUUGUGUU